AUGCCUGCUAUGAAGUGGCUACUGCUCGUUUUCUCAGUGACCCUGUUGGGUUUGAGCUCAGCUCAAUUUACUGAUGAGGAGGAUGAACAAAAUAUAGAAGAAUCAGUAGACAUACUAGCACCAUCCGACUUUGAAGCAGAUGAUCAGGACUAUGGUGAGAAACAAGGCAACUACCUCUUUGGCAAGCAUCAAGGUGGUUACCAAAAACAUGGGCCUCCAGGUUCCCCUGGGGAUGAUGUAUCAGGAGGUUUAGCACCAGGUGGUCGACCAGGUCAUCGCCAAGGAGGUCGUCGAGGUGGCCCACAAGGAGGUCGUCAAGGUGGCGGUCAAGGGGGCUGUCCAGGUGGCCAUCAAGGGGGCCAUCGAGGUGGUCGUCGAGGAGGUCGUCGAGGGGGCCGUCAAGGUGGUCGUCAAGGAGGUCAUCGAGGUGGCCAGUAA
Trichosurus vulpecula (common brushtail) is the source of this 438-nucleotide messenger RNA. RefSeq names its product rRNA 2'-O-methyltransferase fibrillarin-like. The coding region runs from base 1 to 438 and encodes 145 amino acids. The transcript is spliced from 2 exons. NCBI's taxonomy places the organism in Eukaryota, Metazoa, Chordata, Mammalia, Diprotodontia, Phalangeridae. The record is from RefSeq and is a predicted model, not a curated record.